CAUGUACAGAUAAUUAGUUAAGCAGUUAGAUUAAACGACUCCUUUGUAAGAUGCAUAUUUAAAAAUGAAACAUGUAUGAAAACAGGUGAAUAAACACUCCUCAGUUAGCAGGCUCAAGCAAGCUAAAACCCACAACUGAGAGUCAUUGCAUAUGGCUCCCGCACUCUGACACAAGCAGAGAGAAACUAUCACCUUCACCCGGGGAAACUGGAAUUCUUGACCUUUUUGACCCCUUGAUAUAUAUAUAUAUAUAUAAACUACAGCGAGACUGAAUUCCACCGGUCAUCGCUGGGUGGCGGAGCUAUCUGACUUUAAUCCCACACUGAAGUAUCGUCCUGAAAAUGUAAACACUGACGCAGACUUUGUCAUGUUCUUCUUUGCAUGCUGAACAUUAAAUGGAAGAAUGCACCGAGAAACACUCACCUGAGACGGUAAAAGCAACACUCAAUAAUGUUCAGACACAACAGAAUGACUGUGUAACUUGGAUAUCCGCAGUCACACUAAGGCCAUCAGUGCAAGAGGAGCUGUUAAGGUGGGUGGGAACAGUUACAGACCGAUUGUCUCCACACGAUCUCAUGCAGGCUCAGUUAAAGGAUGCAGCUGUAUGGUGAAUCUUGGAACUGAAAAGGCAAAGGACUAAGACAAAACCAACAAUGUCAACAAAAGUCAUGCUAAGUCAGUUACUGCAAGAGUGUAACAGGCUCCAUGUCUCACCAGAGGGAUUAUUACAAAGGGAAACAGCAGAAAGGACACAAUUUGUGGUACCAAGUCAGUACAGAACACUAAAUGACAAGUACUUAGGCACUGAAAUGGCCCAUCUAGGAACAGAAAGAGUGUUGAACUUAUUAACACAAACACUUUUAUUGGCCACGCAUGCAACAUGGCAUUGAACAAUUUAUCACUAAAGUGUGUAUCAAACAAAAUAGACCCUGUGUAAUAACUAGGACUCCAAUGCAACAUGUACGGGCUACAGGUCCUUUCCAGAUUUCAAUUUACUGCAUUUGGAGAAGAGCAGAGGGUGCUAUGAGUACAUAGCAUUUUAGUUAUUUUAGAUAACAAAAUAUGCACAUGCCAACCCCACCAGAAAUAAGUCAGGGAAAACUGCAGCAAAAAAAGCUUUUCGAGGACUUUUUCCUGAAGUUUUUGGCUUUGUCAUAAACCAUCAUGAUCAGGGAAGAGAGUCUGAAAAUCAGUUCUUCAGAGCCUUCCAGAACCUCUCCAUAUUAUCCACAGGGGAAUCCGGUGGAGAGAUUUAACCAUACACUAAGGUCAUUCAUGCAUAUAUUGUACCACAAGUGAAGCUACUGGAUUAGCAUCACAUUUCCUGCUAUUUGGAAGGGCUCAACUGCUACCCUAUUGACCCUUUCUUUGGGUUACAGAUAAAGGAACAGGAGAAAUCAUGCUGAGAAGUUGCAGCAACAGAUGGCGGAAUACUAUGAUAUCGCCAUAGGAAACAUGGAGAAAUCAACAGCAAAGUUAAAAGCCUACUACGAUCGGAAUAAAAUGAGUUUGGUUCUGUUCUCAGGGGAUCAUGUCAGAACGUGGGGCACCGGGAAAGCUAAGAUCACACUGGGAGGACCAAAUACACAUGGUAGUAACAAGGAAAGGUGACUGCCCUGUCUAGGAGGUCAAACCCGAGAGGGGUACAGACAGGGCCUGGGUUUUGCGUUGCAAUAUGCUCUUGUCAGGUAAUUCUCUACCAUUUGAUGAACCAGUUCAAGCACCGCGUAGUCUGUGGAGAAGGGAACCGCCCCAGCGUAGGGGUCUGUGGAGGAGGGAACCGCCCCAGCAUAGAGGUCUGUGGAGAAGGGAAAUGCUGAGAGCGCUGAGUCAGAGCUCAGAUGAGGAUUCUUAUCCAGUAUUCAUCAACAGGCCACUUAUGGAUGACGAGAGCAGACAGAGUAGCACACAGCUGGUAUCCGAUAAUAGUGAGGAACAGGAUCAGACUGAUAGAAACUUCACUGUGAAGGAGUGCCAACCUGUCCUCUGGGAGACCCAAGAAGAGGACAGGGGGUUCAGCCUGGCAGAGGAGGCCCAGAGACAUCCUAACCUAUAACAAUUUAGUGCUGCCAUGCUCUUAUCAGGAUACGAACAAGAGAUUCUCUUAUUAUUAAUGAACAGUACCUUUCGCUUUGGAGUUUAUAUUAUAAGCUCACUGAAAGAGUAAAAUAAACGUUUGUUGUAGCCGUCAAUGAGCUUGCUGCACCCGCUACUGAGAAUUUUGACAAUUUUUCAGCAGCAAACUGCUCUUAACUCUUCAAUGUUUGAGGGGUGCCCUCCACCAACUGCUUUUUUCAUCUUUUGGUUUUGGAUGUGAUUCAGAUCUGGACUCGUUGCUGAUUCAGAUCUGGACCCCAGAACAGUCCAGCAUCUCUUGUUAACCAUUCCUGGUUGCUUUUUGAUGUGUGUUUGGGGUCGUUCUCCUGCUGGAAGAUCUACAACCUUUAAUGAAGACCCAGUUCUGGGCACUGUGCUGAACAUUGGACUCAAACAGCUGUUCACAGGCAUGCUACCUGUGCUCCCUCUAGAAGUCCUGGAGGAGAUGCUCCUAAAUGUCCCUCCACAGCAGGUGGUGUGUGUCUGUCGACUUGUGUGUCGUGAGUGGAAAGAAGUGGUGGACAGUGAUUCCCUUUGGAGAGAGAGGUGCCGAAGAGAAGGAUACCAGACAUAUGUGACUAAACUACCUAAAGACUGGCGUUUGUUUUACUUCUUGUGUAAGAAGAGACGUAAUCUUCUCAAGAACCCCAGAGCAGAUGAUAAAUUCAAGGGCUGGCAAAUUAUGGAGAAUGGAGGGGAUAAAUGGAAAAUAGAGUCAGUGGAUGAAGUGCCGCUUCCUGACAACACUGUCCAAAAGUACUUUGCGACUUCUUACUCGACCUGCAGGAAGUCUCAGCUGAUUGACUUGGAGAAAGAGGGUUACAGGCCUUCUUUCAUGGAUGACUUUCAACCCGACAUCAAUAUAUCCGACUGGUAUGCUCCACGGAGGGAAUGUGGCGCUAAAUAUGAGAUCUGUGUUGAGUUGCUAAAUCAUAAGAAGCAGCCAAUUAAGAAGUUUAGUCCAGGAACUGUCAUCUUUCAAAACUGGGAUGAUCAUAAAUGGAAUCAGAUGACUCAUGUGUUCAAGAAUUAUGGACCAGGUGUGCGGUACAUCCGAUUCAUUCAUGGAGGAAAGGAUACUCUGUACUGGGCCGGCUGGUAUGGAAUUCGGGUCACCAACAGUAGCAUCGAGAUCUGCCCAUCGGUGGACAGAUAGCUUUCGGUGUUCCCAUUUACUCUCCUAAGAGGUUACAUUUGAACAUUGUGCCCACCUGCAAGCUUUACUUUAGCAUCUGUACCUUAGCAUAGUGUAUACCUGUUCUGUCUUUUCUGCCUUUGGCACCCUGUUUCCAUGUGGAUAUAGACGAUUCUAGCUGUAGAAUAUAUACUUUUUUAUAUAUUAAUAUUCAUUUUCCCCUAGUCUGAUUUAGUGCCUGUUUUUGUCCACUCUGUACUAGUGAGUCCUUGUGGACACAGAAGACAAGAACGUGUUCCUCAGUCUUGUCUUUCAGUGAUGGGGUUAGAGUAUUUUGUAUUUUAAACUGUAAGAAGGAUAUAGCCACAUUUGUAGUAAGAAAACAGAAACCACUGUUUAUUACAACCACAUCUAGCUGCUGUCGUCAAGGGAAAGGGUGGCUACUUUGAAGAAUCUCCAAAUAUAUUUUGAUUUAAUACUU
Molecule: messenger RNA, 3713 nt
Organism: Oncorhynchus kisutch (coho salmon)
Lineage: Eukaryota; Metazoa; Chordata; Actinopteri; Salmoniformes; Salmonidae
Product: F-box only protein 44-like
Exons: 6
Coding region: 2402-3253 (283 amino acids)
Biological process (GO): SCF-dependent proteasomal ubiquitin-dependent protein catabolic process; glycoprotein catabolic process; ERAD pathway
Cellular component (GO): cytoplasm; SCF ubiquitin ligase complex
Molecular function (GO): protein binding; ubiquitin protein ligase activity
Source: RefSeq, a predicted model, not a curated record